UCCCAAUGGCUCACACAAAUUGCCCCCAGAUUAACUACGAAAAUGCCACUGAAAGCCACCAACAAGACUUGCUAGUUCCCACAAACCUAAUUGUGGAAAACUUCGAAAAAAAGGGUCAUUCAUGGUUUGCCGUAUCUCAACUUCCAUCGGAUCUAUCGGUUAAAGUUGACGACAUCACAUUUUAUGUUCACCAGUUUCCGCUGCUUUCAAGAUGCGGUUAUUUGGGGCAGAUUGACCUCCGGACUUCAAUCACGAAAGAUGGUUACGAGCUAAAAUUGCAGAACUUCCCCGGAGGAGCCGAAACGUUUGAAACCGUGCUCAAAUUUUGCUAUGGUUUUCCGGUAUCGUUAACCACCAAAAACGCAGCUCCUUUACGAUGUGCAGCGGAGUUUCUAGACAUGACCGAAGAAGUAGAAGACGGGAACCUUAUAUCUAAAACCGAAUCUUUCCUCACUUUGGUUGUUUUUUCUUCAUGGAAGGACUCAAUUACGGUUCUGAAAUCCUGUGAAACUCUCUCCCCGUGGGCCGAAAACCUCCAGAUCGUAAGAAAAUGUUCUGAUUCCAUCGCUCGCGCUUCUGAAAUCGAACAAAACCGGUGGAAAUACGACGUUUCCACUCUCAGAAUCGAUCAUUUUAUGAGGAUUCUAGAAGCAAUGAUGCUGAAAGGAUUGGGAUCAGAUUUCUUGGGUUCUUGCAUCAUGAUAUAUGCAGAAAAAUGGUUGAUACAAACUGAUGGAGAGAUUGAAGGAUUGAAACGAUAUCAGAAUGGAAAAAAGGAGCAGAAAUGGCGUAUUCAGCAGGGUCGGAAGCAAGAAACAGGAUUUGAACCGUAUCACGAUCAACGAACGAUUAUAGAGAGGUUGGUGAGCAUAUUGCCUCAUGAGAAAGAAAGUAUUUCCUGCAAGUUUCUGUUGUGGAUGUUGAAGAUGGCAAUGGUGUAUGCAGUGUCACCGGCUUUAGUUUCCGAGCUCGAGAAAAGAGUCGGGAUGGUUAUGGAAGAUGCGAGUGUUUACGAUCUGCUGAUACCUAGUUAUACCGGCGGAGAGGAAGGAAACCAAAUCAAAUCGACCGGAGAGCAGACUUUAUUCAACGUGGAUGUCGUGCAAAGGAUUUUGGAAUAUUAUUUGAUGCAUGAACAACAACAACCAACACAAAAUCAUGGGAAAUCAAGCAUUAGUAAGCUUUUAGAUAAUUACCUUGCCGAAAUAGCUGGCGACCCCAACCUUUCAGUCACAAAGUUUCAAGUGAUCGCCGAGUCCUUACCAGAUAAUGCCCGGCCGUGUGAUGAUGGACUCUACCGAGCAAUCGAUAUAUAUCUGAAGGCACAUCCAGCGCUGUCGGAACAUGAGAGAAGAAGAUUAUGCAGAUCCAUGGAUUGUCAGAAGCUUUCAAUUGAUGCAUGCACACAUGCUGCUCAAAAUGAUCGCCUACCGCUAAGAACAGUCAUGCAGGUAUUGUUCGCAGAGCAAGUGAAACUAAGGGCAACAAUGCACAAAAACCAGCCAGCAACAAACAACGAUAAUCUAGAUCAAGAUGACAACAAUUGCUCAUUUCCUAAAGAGGAAAUCAAAAUGUUGAAAGUAGAAGUGGAGAGAAUAAUGGUUGUAAUUGAAGAUCUCCAAAGGGACUACACAAAUUUACACCAAAAUUGUGAAAAGAUGAUUAAAAAGCAGAAUGGUUGGAUUUUAGGAUGGAAUAAGUUUAAAAAAUCUACAUUAUUUCAAGGGAAGUUGGAUUCAAAUGAAAAUAGAGAAGGAAAAGAGAAAGAAAAAAAAAUUAACUCUAUUCUCAGACUUAAAAGACGACAAUCUAUCUCAUGA
Molecule: messenger RNA, 1820 nt
Organism: Cynara cardunculus var. scolymus (artichoke)
Lineage: Eukaryota; Viridiplantae; Streptophyta; Magnoliopsida; Asterales; Asteraceae
Product: BTB/POZ domain-containing protein DOT3
Exons: 6
Coding region: 6-1820 (604 amino acids)
Molecular function (GO): protein binding
Source: RefSeq, a predicted model, not a curated record